GUGCGCUGUGGAGCGGGCGAGCCGAGCCAUGGAGCCGCGGCUGUGAGGAGCCCUCGGCCCGGGCCCCGCCUGUGGGAAACCGGGCCGAGGCCGGAGCCGGAGGACAUGGACAAACUGACCAUCAUUUCAGGAUGCCUCUUUCUGGCCGCCGACAUCUUCGCUAUCGCCAGCCUGGCGAACCCGGACUGGAUCAACACCGGCGAAUCGGCGGGUGCUCUCACAGUUGGCCUUGUGCGACAGUGUCAAACCAUUCAUGGACGUGACAGGACCUGUAUUCCUCCACGGUUGCCUCCUGAGUGGGUCACCACCUUAUUUUUCAUCAUCAUGGGAAUCAUUUCACUGACUGUCACAUGUGGCUUGCUAGUAGCUUCCCACUGGCGAAGAGAAGCAACUAAAUAUGCACGCUGGAUAGCAUUCACUGGAAUGAUCCUGUUCUGCAUGGCCGCCCUAAUAUUUCCCAUAGGAUUUUACAUCAACGAAGUGGGAGGCCAACCUUAUAAACUGCCAAACAACACGGUGGUUGGGUCGUCUUACGUACUAUUUGUUUUAUCCAUUUUCUUUACAAUAGUGGGACUCCUAUUUGCUGGCAAAGUGUGUUUACCCGGCUGACGAAUGUCUAGAUACUGCUUCACUCAGUCAUGAAGGAGAGUAGGACGUCUGACGCAUUCUCGGGAGGAUGCCAAUGUCGGGCUGUUGCAGUCUUACCGGAACGAGGAGGUCUCUGUGUUCUCACUAUGCACUUUGGAUUUUGAUUUUUGAGUUUCAAGCUGAGAGCCUUUCCCAUAACCAAAUAGACAACCUUGAUUCAUCUCCUGAGCAUCUGGAUGCAGUCAGGUGUGCACUGUGAUAGGAAAUAAUGUAGAAGGAAAAGGAGAAGACAAAGAAUUAUUCUCUACAUCGAGCAGCAUUAUUGAACCCCCUCCCUUUCAGCAUCACUGUACUCUACCCAUUUUAACUAUCUGACAAUUUUGAAAGUCUCAAAAGUAUUUAUGAACUUUGGUGGACCAGGGGUUUGCCAAGGCGUUGACAGUGGGGCUGGGCCUCACCUCUUUAGAAGAUUUGCAUCUUCCUUCUGUGAUAGGCAAGAAAUAUUUGCCGCCAAAAGUAAAACAAAAAUGCAGGUCGAUCUCACACUCACUGCACCCUGAAGCCAAUAGAUCAAAAGAUGUUCUCUGAAACCUGUUACAAAACAUCCGCUUUCUGCCGCUGCCGUUCCUGUGAGCUAUAGAAACACCAAGAAACAACUGGGGUGGGAAGGGUGGCUGGGAAUUCUUCCUUAUAUUUAUAUAAAUAUAUAUAUAUUUUGCUGAUGCAGUAUACAGAAUGUGUAUACAUAUAUAUGUAUAUGUAUAUAUACAGAGUCAGUCACACACAAACACACAUGCACACACAAGCUCCUGGACGAGAAUUCUUGAGCGCUUUUGCUAGCAAAAACACUGUGGUGUGCAGAAACUAGUACUUGAUAGGAAAAAACAAAAAAAAAAAAAACAAAGCCAUUUCUCUGAAGGCCGCAUAACUGGGGAAGUCUUCAGUUUACCUCAUUCUUUGUAGCAGCCCUUGGUUUUAACAGGUUUUUUGUAAUAGGUACAAACAACUCCAUGCCUUUCUAGGUGCAAUUUUAAGUUAAGCUAAGAGGUGUUUUUUUUUUUCUUUGUACGGUAAUUUAUUUGUAUAUUGGGGUAGAAGGCAAGAUCAUGUCAUAGUUUUAAAAAGUUUGACCCCAGUGAUGGGACAUUACACUACUUAAAUUAUGAGCAAUGGUUGUGUUACAGAAUAGCCCCCCUCUCUCCCCCCACUCCUUUUUGGCUUUGUCUGUUACAUUGAUACAAAUUUCUGCACAGGAAAAUCUGAUGCAAGAUAUGUCGGUUUGGCUGUAAUGUGAGCUGCAUGGCUGGGGAGCAAAAGAGGACGAAUCCCUCUUUCAUUUGCAAGUAUCAAAUAUUAAUGCUUGCGAGUGGCCGUGUUACCACAACAAAAGCAACUUGCUGAUCUAGUGUCCCCAUGUCUGGUCUGGUGGUCCACACAUCAGACAUGGGUGUUUGCUAUUGGGGGCCUUCGCAACGCAUCACAUUGUCUCCCAGUUGUGUUUUCUCCGAGUGUAGCAUUGCAUUCCUCACUCAGUUAUAGGGCUACCUGCUGGUUUCUCUGGUCAAGGGCCUACCCAAGGUGAACAGCGGUCUGCAGCAGCCAGAAGGAAGACCCUGAGCAGCAGCCAUUCUCUGUAACAUGCUGGACAGCUCUGCUUGUCUUCCUUGUUGUGAAUAAGCCAUCGACAUCGACAUUCCUUGACCAGUCUUGCUCGCCCUGGCAGCUGCAGUCUGUAUACGGUUCUUGCUAGUGUGUGGGCCUUGGCAGAUGCCCAGAAGUCCAGCCCUCGGUGCCAGUCUUGCUUAGCUAAAUGUCUUCUGCUGAAUAGAUGUGGUAGGUGCUCAGUGUAAUCUCUUUUUGAACAAAAAUGUAGUUUGGAAGAAUUUGGACCUCGAAAUAGUGUCAAACACUAGCCUCCAGUUCCUUAUUACAACAAUUCCUUUAGCAAUUAAGGAAAGGUGGUUGGGGAGUAACUGUAGCCCAUAAGAUGGGCCAUUGCCACCUACCAGAAUGAAACAACCAGCUGCUGCAUAUCUUUUGGACCUGGUUUGGAAUUCACUAUGGUCUCCAUGGAAUAAUGUAGAAUUGCUGGUGUGGCAGCAGCUGAUGCUAGGAUUAGGCAUUAAGGGAGCUGAGAGAUUCUGAUCCAUUUUGGUAUGCAAAUACAAUGUAUGGUAUAAAAACUGGGGGUCUCUGUGGUUCCGAAUGGUCAAUAACCUUCAAAUUAUGCAAACUUUCCCAUUGUAGUAUUGCUAUACAGCAAGAGACUAACUUGAUUAUGUCUUUCAGCUUUCCCCAGUCUGGUGUCCUCCAGAAGUGUUGGAUUACAACUCCUAGCAUCCCCCAGCCAUAAUGCUGAGAAUUAAAGUCAGACCUUUUUGGAAGGUGCCAGUUUAGGGAAGUCUGAUGCAUUGGAAUCUCUUCUCCAUUGAACUUAUCAAAGAUUGUGAAUUUUUUCUCCCUCUGGAAUAUGUGACACUAUUUUUUUUCCUGGCAUGUUUGAUAGUGAAACACAUAAUCUCUUCACUCAGCAGGCUGAGGAGUUCUCGCAAAAGUACUUAGGAGUGCUAAGAGGUUUUAGUAGUUUUCUUAAGAUAUACCCUUGUCUGAAUUUUCUGGGUUUGGUUUUGAACAAUUGCUUUUAAAAAUUGUGCUAUGUUGGAAAGAUUAGAUCUUAAUAGGAUGUUACUGACCAAAGCUCUAAGCUUUGAUGUGAAUUUCUAAUUUGAGGAUUUGCUAUUUAACACAGAUGAGUAAGCUGAUAAAACGUUUUGACUUCUCUGUCCUCUGGAGAGCAAUUGAAUGCAUUGCAGCUGCCCAGUCCCUUUACUGCUUAAAACUGCAACAAGAAAACCAACUUUCUCUCCUAAAGUUGAUACGGGAUAAUUCAGAGGUGAUGGUUUUUCCUGGAAUUCUUUUCCCUGGUCAGCAUUCACUUGCCAAUACUGUUCCUACCUCUGCUCCUAUGCUUUUAAUGGCAGCUUUUAUAAGUUUGCCCAGAUCAAUGCUGUGUAUCUGGCUGGUGUUUGGAGACACAGGAGCAGGAUCUGCUGAGAACAAGAAAAGAAAAACUGGUAAUUCCUAGCCUUCUGCAGCAUUCAUCUGCCCACUUCUGGCCUUUCUGUGAGUGCAUAGUUCAUACUAUGGCCUUCCGUUUUGUCUAGUUUGAUGCAAUGGCUGUUCUGAGAACAGGAAGCUGAGAACAUGAACUUACUUAGGUGGGCAUGUGAUUUUUGGUGGAGCUGUGCUCUCUACAGUGAGAUCACUUAUCUCCUCUGAACCUUUCUGUAUGUGCAUUUUCCUCCCCAUGCAUGCACAUACAUACACCAAUCUGUCUCUUACCAAGCACUACUGGCACAUCCCGCAGAGAUGAGAACUUGCCCUCCUAUUCAAGAUUCAGUCUCAUUCUAUCUUAGAAGCUCACACUAGUGGCAAAACUCAUCUAAGGAUUACAGUAUUGGUGCUCAGGCAAAAAAUGUGCAUUCUUUUUUCCCCCGCAACUGUUCCAUCCCCAUCUCAGAAGGGGAAAAAAAGUUUUCCGAAGCUUAAAUCUUCUGGCCCGUUUACUUAAUGUUGAAAACACAUGUGCAGCACAAUGUUGCUAAAUUUAUUUUAGACCAAAAUAAUCACUCAAAGACAGUGAGAGCUCCCUAAAUACCAUGUGUAAGUUCUAGGACUAGUUUCCUUAUGGAAUUGUAAAAAUGGGAUUCAUUUGUCAAGAGGGGGCUUUGAAUGGGAGAAGCAGAAGCCUUGACAUACACCUGUGGGUAAACAUGCCCCCUCCCACAGCCCUUAUCAAUAGCCUCAAAGUCUCAAGUCUUUUCUACAGUUCCUGCUUUUCAGGAGCAGCCUUCACUUUUAAAUUGAACUGACACUGUUGCUAACUUGGUUGAAAGACUUGUACUCCUAAGGCUAAACAGAGAGUCUGGAGGCCAAAGGAAAAUUAGGAGGAAUCCGAGCCAGAUAAUCCAAAAUGUAUUAAGAAGAGCAGCCCCCAAAAGAGCCAGCCACACCCCACCGAUGUGCACACAAGGAAAGGGGGGGGGUUCUCUAAGUGACAUUCUUGCCAGAAGCUCCACCACAGGAGAAUUGCAUCCCCUCCCACCAAAAAAUACCAUACGGCAACAUUUUUUCCUAUGGCUAACUAUAACUGGAAGAGAAUAUUGCCCAUGUCAAACUGUGAUCCCACUUACAUUGGUCUGUGGUGGUAAUACAUUCACUGGUAAUUCAUUCACUGGGAUCAAGCUCCGCAAACGGGAGUUUGACUAACCCACAGGCAUUUGUGAAACCACGAUAGCGCCAGCUAGCAGAAUGCAUAGAUAUUUGGCUUUUCCGUUGGUGUACCUUGAAAUUAAAUUGUUUUGGUCUUGGGUAAGGGGUGGGCUGGGAGUGAUCUUGUAACUACAAAAAGAGGUGGGAGGGAGAGAGAAUCCACAGUUGCUUUUAAUAAAGUCACAGAGUGCAGUAUUAAUUUAUAGCAGAAAAACAUAUCUUGUAAACUGUAUAUAAAACACAGUUUUAUGGUGCAAUUGUUCGUCAGCCUUUUGUCUGUUAUGUUGGGGAGGGGGGAUUUGAUGUGUACGCAUUUUUCUCAUACCUAAGAGCAUCAUGCUGAAACUGCAAAGGAAUCGUUACUGCUUCUGUUCAUGCAAAGGUUCUUUUAGGGAAAAAAACCCCCCGCUUCCAGGCUUUUUAAUAAAUACCUGUGCCCUUAAUUUGGUUUGGCGUGUGUAACUCUUUUUGUCCAAGGAUAGGGUGAGUGUUCACAUGAAGCCUUUUUAAAACUCUGCCAGCUUUAUAGCAGCUCAUUUGUAUUAAUUCAAACACUGCACUGCUAUUUCAUGAACCCCCCCCCGCCCCCUUCCAAGUUUUGAUGUCCUAGUAUGCAGAAUUCUCUUAACACCCUCAUUCUGGGUAAAUUAAGUUCUUUCUGCAAUCAUGUUGACAGGCUUGUGGUAACCUUGUAUUGCUCCUUGUCUCUGUGGCCAAUGCAUUUCACACUGAGGUUUUUUUUCCCCUUUCCUGUUGAAAUGUUUGCAGUGUCAUUUCUCUCAAAACAGACCUGGAUUUCUGGUUCCUUUCAAUAUGUUAUUCUGCCAGAUGCAGCCCCUUGUUUCUGGUGUCUGUAUGAGAAGUCUUAAAGCUUUGGCCUGGCUUUGCGAAUUUAACAUUGCCGAAUUAUGCCUGAACUCCAACUGCAGGAGUUAGGAAUCAGGGUUCUUUUUCCAUCCAGUUUGCUUUUAACAGAUUCAGAAACACAGCAAAAGCUUAGUCCUCACCUACACCCACAUAAGUGUAUUUAAAUGGCUGUUUGGUCUGCUGUUAAAUUUAUAAAACCUUGUGAAGGAUAUAAAAGGAUGAAGGAAAUGGCAUUUUAACGGAGGUUUUUCUACCUAGGAGCAGCUGGUUGUUGUGUCCCUAUUCCAAGGUAUUUAAAACUUUGGCCUCAAGGUGUUUUUUUUCUGGUGGCUUUUUUCUUCCUUUGCCUGUGCCCACUCCUUCCACUGCACUCCCACCAUCCUGCAGCUGUUACGAAUUAUUUUCUAAUUGGUUAGACCUUUUUUUGCAAUUAAUUUCCAAACAAAUUGUUAAUACAAACUGUAUAAAAUGAACAUAAUUUUCUUCACUUGUAUUUUUGUUAUUGAGCAAGUUUAUCAAAAAUAAAUUGUCUACUUAAAAA
Messenger RNA from Varanus komodoensis (Komodo dragon), 6268 nucleotides. RefSeq names its product modulator of smoothened (gene MOSMO). NCBI's taxonomy places the organism in Eukaryota, Metazoa, Chordata, Lepidosauria, Squamata, Varanidae. The record is from RefSeq and is a predicted model, not a curated record. Gene Ontology annotation, cellular component: ciliary membrane; Golgi apparatus. Bases 106 to 609 code for a protein of 167 amino acids. Gene Ontology annotation, biological process: negative regulation of smoothened signaling pathway. The transcript has 3 exons.